AUGAGUGAUAGCGUCCGUACCGAGGAAAAGGCGGUUUUGGAAGAAUCCGUCCAAACGUCGAACAACUCGGCGGCUAACAAUGAGGGAACCCAGGACGAGAAUGUACAACCGGCAACUGGCGACAAGAAGAAGAAGCAGAAAAAGAAGAAGAAGAAGGCUAACAACAUCAAGAACAUCGAGCUUCUUUACCCAGACCUACAGUACCCCGAGGGUGAAUGGAUGGACUAUCACCAGGAGCACAACUUGCAGAGAACGACGGAUGAAGAAAAACGUUACCUACAGCGGGAUAGCGAGAACGCACAGAGAUGGAACGACAUGCGCAAAGGCUCAGAGAUUCACCGCCGUGUGCGUAAGAAUCUGCAGAAUAAGUUGAAACCGGACAUGAGUCUCACAGAUGUCGUUAACGUCGUGGAGGACGCAACCCGGAAAUUUACCGGUGUAGACGAAAACGGUGACCACAAGGAUCGUCCGAAAUCCCAGGGUGUUGGUUUUCCUACUGGUGUCUCGCUUAAUCAUUGUGCUGCGCAUUUUACGCCAAACGCGGGCGACCAGACUAUUCUCAGGUACGAAGACGUGAUGAAAGUAGAUAUCGGAGUUCAAGUUAACGGGUACAUCGUGGACUCGGCCUUCACCGUUACAUUUGACCACAAGUAUGACAACUUGUUGAAGGCUGUGGAGGAAGCCACCAACACAGGUGUGCGUGAGGCAGGCAUAGACGUGAGACUCACAGAUAUAGGUGAAGCCAUUCAGGAAGUGAUGGAGUCAUACGAAGUAGAGCUCAACGGCGAAACAUUUCAGGUCAAACCUUGCCGGAAUCUGUGUGGCCACAACAUUUCACCCUACAAGAUCCAUGGCGGGAAGUCGGUCCCGCUUGUCAAGAAUGGCGAUCAAACGAAGAUGGAGGAAGGCGAGCAUUUUGCUAUUGAAACCUUUGGAACCACGGGACGGGGCUACGUAAUCUCGGGUGGUGAGGUUUCUCACUAUGCGAAGAACGAGGGCUCUUUUCCUACUCCAUCGCUUUCACGCGCCAAAUCGCUACUCAAGACAAUUGACGAUAAUUUUGGCACUUUGCCUUUCUGUCGCCGUUAUCUAGACCGCUUGGGUGAAGACAAAUACUUAUUUGCACUUAACAGUUUAGUGAAGCAGGGCGUGAUUGAAGAAUAUCCACCCUUGUCCGACAUCCAGGGCUCUUACACUGCCCAAUACGAACACACCAUUUUGUUGCAUCCACACAAAAAAGAAGUUGUCUCCAGAGGUGACGACUACUAA
Molecule: messenger RNA, 1269 nt
Organism: Lachancea nothofagi CBS 11611
Lineage: Eukaryota; Fungi; Ascomycota; Saccharomycetes; Saccharomycetales; Saccharomycetaceae
Source: the annotation of a GenBank genome assembly